Messenger RNA from Labeo rohita (rohu), 7651 nucleotides. RefSeq names its product PHD finger protein 21Ab (gene phf21ab). The record is from RefSeq and is a predicted model, not a curated record. NCBI's taxonomy places the organism in Eukaryota, Metazoa, Chordata, Actinopteri, Cypriniformes, Cyprinidae. Gene Ontology annotation, cellular component: histone deacetylase complex. The coding region runs from base 446 to 2938 and encodes 830 amino acids. The transcript is spliced from 18 exons. Gene Ontology annotation, molecular function: chromatin binding. Gene Ontology annotation, biological process: negative regulation of transcription by RNA polymerase II.
UCAGGAUCCCGAUGAUUUUGGAGCAGAAUUUCCGCUUAUUUCUAGGAGUUGAGUGGUGUAUUUCUAAGUGCAGCGCGUGAAUCGAACGUUCCGCGCGUUUUGUUAUUUUGUAACAUUUUAAACUUCGCUGGAUACAUUGUUGCUGCAACGGUUGUUUCCAGCUCAGUGGAAACAAUGUAUCCGAUGGCAGCGGGGGGAUAAAAGAGGGUAGUAUGAAGAUCUUUUGCUCAUGCAUGGCUUGAAUUAGUGGUUGCGGCUCAGUCGAGUCCAUCUAACUGUAAUUUGUGCUGUUGGCCUGUUAGCUUUAGCAGAGUUAGCCGUAGCACAAUAUGAAAGCUCCUUAUUUCCAGCAGCAGGGAGUUGGAGAGAGCGCGUGAACACCAGUCUCAGUGCCAGCUGACAGGCUGAAAGUUUCCUGGGACUCUCUUUCUGGCGAACUGGAUCAAUGAUGGAAUUGCAAACAUUACAGGAGGCCCUGAAAGUGGAAAUACAAGUCCAUCAGAAACUUGUCGCCCAAAUGAAGCAGGAUCCACAGAACGCAGAUCUGAAGAAACAACUUCAUGAGCUGCAAGCGAAAAUCACGGCUCUGAGUGAGAAACAGAAAAAAGUGGUGGAGCAGUUGAGGAAGGAGUUGCUGGUGAAACAGGAGCCUGACUUGAAGCCGCAGACGCUCCCAGCAACCGCAGACGGUAAAACCGUGCUGCUGACGCCCGCCUGUCCCCCUUCACAGCCGCCCACAGGGCCUCCACACAACCAGGGGGCGCCACAGAAGACUCUCACCGUGACGCCGGUCAUAACUGCAAAGACUCUACCUCUCGUGCUGAAAGCUGCCACCUCCACCAUGCCUGCUUCCAUGGCAACACAACGCCCCACAGUCGCCAUGGUCACUGCCAUCAGCAACCCCCCGAGACCCGGCGCCAAUUCCGACUCCCAGAGCACACCAAUCAACCUUCAGGUGGCCAGCAAGCUACCCAAUCAGGACACAGAUGCCGGCACACGGAUUGUGUCCAAGAAUGUUAUUGUCGUGCAGGCCACCACCACCUCUGCCCAGCCUAUCAAAGUUCCCCAGUUUGUCCCUCCUCCUAGAUUGACGCCUCGACCCACCUUUCAGCCACAGGUUCGACCAAAACCCGUCACGCCCAUCAAUGUGCCCAUCGCUCCAGCUCCUCCUCCUCCCAUGGUGGCAGCUCCUCUAAUCCAGCGGCCCCUGAUGCUCACCACGAAGCUGACGUCAUCUUUGCCUGCCUCUGCUGGGCCCAUUCACCAGGUGCACAUUGUGAACGGACAGCAGUGUGCCACCAUUGACAAGACCACGACUGCAGUCACGAGUGGCACCACGCAAGUCACAGGCAUUGUCAUCAGUCCCGCGCAAACACUUCAGAUCAGCAACCUUAACUCAGACUUGAAGACUGUGAAACCACAGGGGGGACCAGAACAGGUGGUCACGAGUACACCACCCUCAUCCUCUCCUCCUCUUCCUCCUCCUCCAGCUAAGGUCAUACGAGAGGAGAGUCCACAGAAACUUGCCUUUAUGGUGUCUCUUGGGUUGGUCACACAUGACCAUCUUGAAGAGAUUCAAAGCAGAAGACAAGAACGUAAGAGGAGAACAACAGCCAACCCAGUGUACAGUGGAGCAGUGUUUGAACCUGAGAGGAAAAAGAGUGCUGUUACUUACUUGAACACUCCACUGCAUCAAGGCACCAGGAAGAGAGGUCGCCCUCCCAAAUACAGCACCACCACCACCACCACCACCAGCAGCACAGCGGUGCCGGAGCUGGGCUGCAACCCCCUGCUCUCCCCCACCAGCAGCCUUCCCGCCUCCCCAGCCCCUGAGCGGCCUGACACAGGGGGCUUUCCCCUCUCUGUCCACCCUCAUUCUGUCCCCCAGCCCAGCCCCAGCUCCGGGGAUGGAGACAUCCAUGAGGAUUUCUGCACUGUGUGCAGACGCAGUGGACAGUUGCUCAUGUGUGACACAUGUUCGCGCGUCUACCACCUCGACUGCUUGGACCCACCCCUCAAAAACAUUCCCAAAGGCAUGUGGAUCUGUCCUAAAUGUCAAGACCAGAUUUUGAAGAAGGAAGAGGCCAUUCCAUGGCCAGGAACCCUAGCAAUCGUCCAUUCCUAUAUCGCUUACAAAGAAGCGAAAGAAGAAGAGAAGCAGAAGCUAAUGAAAUGGAGUGCUGAACUAAAGCUGGAACGAGAGCAACUAGAACAGAGAGUGAAACAGCUCAGCAACUCUAUAACAAAAUGUAUGGAGACCAAGAACAGCAUACUUGCCCGUCAGAAGGAGAUGCAGGCCUCUCUGGACAAGGUAAAACACCUGGUCCGCCUCAUCCAGAGCUUUAACUUGACUCAGCCCAUGGAGAUGGACAUUCUACAGGAUUCCAAACAGGACUGCACAGAGUCAGGGAGCAUCAAAGACUCAAAAGACGCUACGCAAGUGUGUGUUCAAGAGAGUCCCACCGAGCCUAGCGUGCAAGUACCAGCCGUCGUAGCAGUUCCCGAAGUGAAGGCAGAGCCAGAAGUGGGUGAAAUGGCAGAGCCAACGGCCGCAGUCACACCUGAGGCUGCGUCAGGUGAAUCGGGAGUUAGCAUCCCGGAAGUGCCCAAAACCACAGUUGGCGAGGAGAUGAUGGAUACGGCGAAAACGGUGGAGCCUGCGGAAUUGCCUCAGGCCAGGGACGUAGUAAAGACUAAUGGAGGAACGGACUGUGUUUGUACCGGCUUGAACCCGGAAGAAGAGGAGGGUGCUGUCGAUGCCGCAGACUCUGAGAACAUCCCUCCCAGUGACAGCAGUUGCGUAGAGGAUGCUGGGAAGAUGGAAGUGGAGCUGCAGGAAGACGGAAGUCAUGGCGUGAACACCAACAACGGCAAAACCUCAGAACCUUCUCAGCAGGCUUUGCCAGCCCCUCUAAGCAGCGUGGACAACCCCAAAUAGUUUUCAGCCUCACACUAAACACUCUUACAUCACCAAAACAUUUAAACAGAUUUCCUAUUGCACCUUGGACUGGUGCACAAAGUUGCCAAUCUAUACGUAUAUAUAUAUAUAUAUUAUACAUAUAUAUAUUAUCUAUAUCCAAAUAAAUGUUGUCGUUUUUUUAUUUUCUUUCUUUUCUUUUACCUUUUUUUUAAUGGUAAAACUGUGUCAACAGUACUUCUACAUCCAAGGCAAACUAGUCUUGGUUCUUGUAGACCAAUAGAGCCCAAACUUGUGGGUAAAAAGGGUGACUUACGAAAGAGUGUCAUGCCAAUUAUUAGAUUAUUAAAAAAGAAAAAAUAGUAGUUUAAUCAUAUUAAUAAUAAUACUUAUUAUUAUAAUGAUGAUGGUGAUAAAGAUGAUGGAUGAUUUAUCAGAUCAGACCAGUGUGUGCCUCCAGCAUGGGGUUUGUUUCAUAGGUUGUCUUCUCCUCGCGAGGAGAAAGGCAGGGCAGACGUGUCCAAAGACUGCAUGACUAUGCCCACACCCUGUGCACCUCCAGCCAGGCCUGAGUGGACCGGCAAUACCAAAAGCUUCUCUUUCCAAACAUGAUGACAAAAAAAAAAUUGACGCAUCAGUAUUCGCCAGUGACAAGGCAGAGGUUUAGAAUCCUGUGGGUUAGCCUAAAUCAGGACUGCCUAUAGCAACCCCUCUAAUUUCUCUCCUCCACUCUACAUCUUGUCCGCAUUUCCCAGUUAGCUGUAGAAGUGUCCCGUCUCCAAGUCAUCUCAGGCUAAUCAGUGGUAGACCGCAUGGCAAAGCCUCUCAAGAUCUUUGACAAAGGGCUGGAAGAGGAAGCUACACCAGAAGUCACAUCUCGGUAACUGCAACAAAUCAUGCGUGGUAGAUUAGUCUGAAAAGCCGUGUUGGGUUCUGUGUAUUGAAUGAGUCUUGUUCUAAAGUCAGUGUGUGUAUUUGAUGCUGUUUGUGCAUUUUAUUUCGGUUUUGUUUUUUAAGAAAAUAUAUUCAGGUCUUCCUAGUCUUCAUUGAAAAAUAAGUGCUUUUCUGUUUCAUGAAACAGUCGUUUGUUAUCAAUGGUGUUUAAAAAUGGCAUGAAUUAUGCAAGCAGCUUUCUCAAACUCAGAGAUGCACAUUGCAUAAUGAGUGUCUUGUUUUUAUUUGAAUUCCGAACUGCCAAAUGCUUUAGGUUUUGUUUUUGUUUUUUAAAAUCUCGAAAAUAAUGGAAAUAUCCUCAGUGUGUUUAGUCUAGAAUAUAAUGGACUAGUCCAUUCCCAUUUUUCCAAAAUCUUUUUCUUGAAAAAACAAUAAUGACUAAGUCACAAUUUGCUGUCUUAAACUUGAGGGUUUGAUGUAUGAGCCAAAUUAAGUAAUAAGGAAACGACAGAAAACCCUUAAUUAAAGCACAAGCUUUAUUGCAGAUAACAAAGCAAACGCACUAAGAACCUCUUAAGAGAAGAAAUUUUCAAAAGCGCUUAAGUCUGUUGGUUUUUACGCUUGCCAACAUCCUGUAAAACAGUGGAAAGCACUGUUUAUGACAGUCCUCUGUUGUUUUUCGCUGGCUUUUCUUUGUGUUGCAUAGCAUCUUAACCUGUCCCAGGUAGCGUCUUAAGUCUUAAAAGUCUUAAUGCACGGCUGGCACCUUUUGUUACGUUAACGUUAGGCCAUUCCAAAAAAGCAUAUCCCUUUUUGCUUUGUGAUGACAGCCGCUCAGGCUAGGAUUGAACGCAUAUCAAAUUCCACGUAUCCGUUUGUGCUUAUUUUGACUGUAUGUAUACAAUAGUGCAUAUUUGGGGGUUUUCCAAAGAGACGAUGCAUAGCUCAUUCCAGAUGUUUAAACGUGAGGGAGAACCUACCACAAUAUGGAUUCUGUAUUUGAUGAUGUUUACCGUUUUGUUUAAAAUGAUGGAUUUCUUGAUUAGUCAGGAUUUCAUGGCUUUAAAACCCAAUUUGUGAUUCUUAGUGGAUGGGGUCUUGGUUAUAUCAACAAUGUGCUGCAAUUUCCACAAUCUACUGUGAAAAUUCACAUACUUAUCCUUAAUACAUUCCCAUAACGCCCUGUUACCCUUUGAGCCAGGACUGGGUAAUAAUGGAUACACAUUCAUAUCAUGGCAUAACACACCGACAUGAAUAUUUAAGGCCUUCCAGAAGUCACCACUGUCAGUCUAGAGAAUAUUUAAAGAUAAACUACUUUUAAUCCUUCCUGUACAGGUGCCCAGAGUGCCUUCAACCAUACUGAAUUUAAUCUCAUAAACUGGUCAUUUCCCUCUCUGUAAAACGUCACUUGGUUAACCUUGAUUAGAAGCACAUUUGUUGUAAUUUGAUUUGGUUAAAGUGAACUGGUUGUAGUGAUGUGCUUGUGUUGGUCUAGUCCUGUCCGUCUCUAAAUCUAGUUAUCUGCUGUGAAGUUAAAGAGCCCCUCUAGAGUAGGCUGUAUUUUAAGGAGUUGCCUUGAGUUUUUUAAUACUCUGAACAAAAGUAUAUCUUGGCGAUUGCACAAUUGGUCUGUAAAAGGGAGUUGGUUCUCAUAAUGUGUUUCAAAUUAAUUCAUUGGUUUUUCAGAGCACUCUGUGCUACUAAAAUACUAUGUGUGUGAAACUUGGGGAAAAAUGCUUUUUUUGGAUCAACAUUCAUUGGAGGAAAAAAGUUCUGGAAGUUUAGGAAGUCAUUGUUUCCUGUCUUUAUGCACUUUUUAUAGGAAUGUCCUAAGUAUUACUCAGUUUUUUUUUCCAAAAUACGUAAGUGUCUGCUCGUUUUAGGUUGUUUUUUAGUGUACGAUUCAGAAGUUUUUAUUUUUCGUGUAUCAUAAAACAGGACUGUUCAGGCCAGUGACUACUACUUAAUGUCAUAGAUAACACUCUGCUCUUAAAACAACUUGCACCCUUUCUUAUUCGCGUCAUUUCCUUCAUCUCUCCUUCGGUCACUGAGUUAGAGUACUGGACUUGUACCUGAAUCAGGUAUUUAGAUUUCAGCCUUGACUAUUAGCGAGGCUGAACGGAUCAAAGAAAACCUGCAAUCUGAUUGGAUAGACUCAAACCCCCAGAACACCAACCUGUCCAAUCAGUUCAACAAAAAAGCAUGCCUUCUUAUGCAAAUUUUUUAUAUGAGUUUUGUCAGACUUUUUUAAUAUGCAUUUACUUUUGAGUUUAUUUUGUAAAGAUUUUUAUGUGAACUUUGUGUCACUUUCCUUUUUACAUGUCUGGCGAAGAUGAUGCCAAAACGAAACAGUAUACAUAUGUACAUCUCUUACAUACACUUGCAUUUUUUUUGUUGUUGUUGUUUAAAUUAUGAACAAUAUACACUUUUCACAAUGGAAUCUGUAGAAAAUAGUUCAUUCAUGUACAGUUACAGAUGGGAAAUAUUUGCUGGCCACAAUUCUAGGCUCUUUGGAACACGGAAAUGUGGUGUUUCGGCUGUGUAUGAAUCUCAUGGACCGUUACUUUCAUUCAAGUCUGCCUUUGCUAGCACACCAUGUUGAAUGUUAUUGUUAUCUUGGGGUGCGGGUGGGGAGGGUUACCAGUGGUUGUGAGAAGAUAUUUAUGGUCUUACAUGGCUUAUCUUGCAGAGUGCAUGUAAUUUUGUGGGUGGGGCCUUUAGAAGAAAGGGGAGGGAACUUCUGAAAGCCACGCAUUUAAAGCAUUCAAGUUCUUAAGUCAGUAUACCCAAAGAGACUGCAAACAUUUUGCUGUUAGGAAGCCUUUUUAUAUGCAUUCGAGAUACAUAUCAUUAAAAGUUUUUUUUUUUUUUUCCCAUCACGAUUGAUUUCUGCUCUAGCUUACAGUGUGGGGAAACGCUUUCUGCCAGCUUUCUAAGUUGUCUGUAUUGCUCUGCAGUUUUGGUUUUAGAACUUUUAAAAAAGGCAAAAGGUUGAGGUGUACAUUUUAUGCAUAAAAUCGAUACAUUUUCAGACCCAUUCCAGCUGUUCAUCCUGUCACCUUGAUCUUAAUAGUGUGUAGAUCAUCCAUAUUCUUUACGGUGCGUUAUAAUUCCACAGUGACAAUGAAGUCAUUGUAGUUUCAAUGUAGUUUCUGUUCACUUUUCAUACUAUUUACUCAGUCAUGAUUGUGGCCUUCUUGUACUGUUGAUGCAUUUCAUUUCUGUUGUCGUGACUUUCCUGGUGUUGUGCACUGUGUGUGAGCGAGAGCGUGUUUGUUUGAGCAGGUGUGUGUGAGCGUUACCUCAUCUACAGUCGACUGUCCAAUCGGAAAACAUUUUUGUUUACGCGUGCAAAAAAAGAAAAAUUACAAAAAAAAAAUCUAAAAAAAAAUCUUCCACUUGAUGAAACACAAAACAGGAUACAUUGUAGCGACAUGAGUUAUUUAAAAAAAAAAAAAAAAAAAAGAGAAAAAGUUCACCUGGUGUGCUGAACUAAGUGUAAAUGGUUUAUUACACAAUAUGAAUAUUUGUAAAAUUGUUUGUAUUUUUUCAUAAUGAUUUUAAAAAGGAGUGUGUUUAUUUUUUGACUUUUUUCUGUUACAGAGCUCUCUCUCCCUCUCUUUCUCUCUCUCUCUGGUCUUUUUUCUCCUCGUUUGUUCGCCUGACAUUGUGAGUGAGUCAGUUGGUUCUUACCUCUCCUGUAUUGAGCCUGUGAUGAGUCCUUUGUAUGCAGUGUUUUGAAAAUACUGUAGGGAACAUGGGAAGAAAUUGAUAUUAGGAGCAUUUGAUCAAUUUGUAUUUAUUUAUUUUAUCAUUUUGUUAAUAAAUUGACAAAGAAUA